CGAAAGGUCAACAUUUCUGGGAGAAAGUAUGCGGAUUUGACAGAGCUGGCUUUGAUUAGACAGUAUGUGUGUAUGUUUAUUGUUUACUGUUUACACUUUGUUGUUUUGUACGGUAAGAGUGCGUGAGCCCGUCUAAAAUGGCUCCAACGCACGUUCACCUGUUGUUGAAUCAACUUCCCGGUUAUUUCGACUCUUCAGUGUCGAUAGAGCGUGUAGAUCAGUUGUGUGAUGAGCAAGUGAAUGAUAUUCAUCCUUCAAUUAGCAACGAUAGCAACAGCAAUCAAGCAGACAAUGGAGAUUCUUUCGCGAAAGUUUCCAAGUGCAAUGAUCUGCGCAACAUCGCAAUGGUAAAACGAGCGCUACAUGAUCCGGAGUUGGAAGAUUUGAUGCGAGACAUAGUGCGAGAAGUGGAAAAUAUUCGCAAUACAGCUGGACUAUACGAUCAGUACGAUAAUUGGCAAUAUUUAUCAAAAAAGAUCAAUAUCGAAGAUUUCUUAACCUUCGUUUACACUAUGAUUUGCCUAGCAGAGUUAGAACCAACGAAAACGGUACACAUAAAGCUCGCUAUUUGUUCGGCUAGAUUGUACAUCGUGUUAUUGACCACUCCUGGGCAGAAGCAAACAACAGUGUUUAAUGAAUGCGUGUUUUCGAAAAGUAUGGAUGUUUUUAAAAUAAUUGAUCAUCUGCGCGAAUCCAGUAACGUAAAUGGCUCCCAAGGAAGAAUGAACACUAUAACUGAAGCAAGACGUUUGAUGUUGGAUUACAUGUCCGUGCUGGAUGAUUUACAUCUACUGCUUCGAUGUAUGACGCUAAAAAACUGCUCUACCUCCAAGAUCAAAAUAGUUGAUACAUUAAAAACCCUGCUUAUUUACUGUAUCAAGCACGCUCAGAGUCGGGCUGAAGCGGAGCAAUUGGCAGAAAAAAUAUUUACUACGCUAGGCAUUAUCUGCUUGCCGGAACAUGACGACCAUAACGAAUGCCGGACAACUAUAAGCAUGAUUCUGAAUAGAACUGCCAUAUUUUAUACGUCUGAGUAUAAAAACAAACCCGGUGCUUUCAACGUACACAACUUGUUUUUGCGGCUGCUUGAGCAAAACUCAAAAGACACAUGUGCGGUACUCACAAAUUUCAUAAAAUCGGUUCUAACGAAUCCUCCGAAAGUGUUCUCACGACCUGAUGAUUAUGCAAUUUUGCUGGACGCUGCUGUACAAUAUGAGCUUACCAUGUACAGCAAAUGUAACGUCUCCAUUAUCGACUAUUUGAAGCAGAUAGAGACACACUCAGACGCCGGAACUCGGAUUAACAUUGUUGAGAUGAUUGCUAAGCUAGCAGUCGUUGAUUGCACCGUCGACUGGGAACUGUUCCAGAAGGAGAUUUCGAAUGUACCGCGAGAAAUAGAUUUGCUCCAGCUGUUGGGAAACAAGUUACUUGAAAAGUCAAACACGGUGAAGCUAAAGGCUUUCCAGUGUUUGUUAAAAAUCCUACAGAAUGGUAAUAAAACCAUGAAGCGCAUAUUUCAAAAUGCCUUCUAUUCGCCGCAUGCAGAUGAGGAUGAAAAAAAUUACCUGCAGAUGAAUGACGUGGAAGAGCUUUUUCAAACGGCCGAGCUUGAACUAGGCAUAUCUCGGAAUGUGCUCAACUUUAGUCAGCAUACCGUAUCCACCCAUAACAAACCAUCCGAUUGUAACGACGGGCUGGUCGGCGAUACAGCUCGUCCGAGCCCUAAGAUAUCCUCCCAGGAUGUGCCAGGCAUUGAAGCAAUCGAAGAAAUGCUAACAUCCUUGCCGAAUACCAUGUACGAUGCAAUGUUAUCGCCAAUUUCUGCAAUAAGACGAGUGGCUCUGUCUUGCUUGGAGUAUAUCCUUGAACUGGACAGAAAUCGCAUCGAUGAACCGAUAUUUGAGUAUGUCAUUUCUAAACUAGCAAAAGACCCGGUUAUGCUGAUGCGUCGUACCACUUUGAAUGUGCUCAACAAACUGUUAGCACUGUAUCCAAACUAUUUGCCACUGAUAAAGCUAUGGUCAAAAUGUUUACUAUUUUUCCUGGAUGAUGUGGACCAAAAACUGAAGGAAUCUGCAAUGGAGAGCCUGAAAAUAAACGUGUUUGAUAGCAUAUGCCGCUACGAAGACUCGUCGUCUCGUAAAGUAUUUACACCAUGGAUGAUCGUCCGCGCCAUUUUGGUCAUUGGUAAAAUAAAUGUCCUUAAAUCAGCCGUCGAUUCUUGGAUACAGAAAUCAAUUUUGACGCCGAAAAAUCUUAGCAUCAUAGAGUCUCAUAUCUUCACAGUCAACUGUAGUGAAGCUUGGAUCAUAUUGUCGAUUAUAGCAAACAAAAUGAAAUCGCGCAAUCCGGACUUGGUAAUUAAAACAAUGAAUGAUAUCCUUCAACAAGACACGUACAAUUCACCAAUAUGUCUGCAGUAUAUCCUUUCCGUGAUCAAAUCGUGGUCGUCUGACUUCUCGAGAUCGGGUCUAAAUCACCUGUUCAAAAUUUUAAGCGAUCUACUGCGCACCGGCAGUACUAACAUAUCACUGGUCGGUGAUAUAUACAGCUUAUGCUGCAUGAUAAAGCGAAAAGCUGAUGGCAUCGUUGAUGAAUCCUGGAUUGCAGAUAUACGUGAUAGCAGUGCGGAAUAUUUGUUACACUACUGCACCCAUUAUACGAGUGCCCACGUGACUAAUGAGCGAUAUCUGAUUAGCCUACUCGUGUACGCAGAAGCGGCAACCGAUUUAAACGUUAAACCGGAUAACAACAUAGUUAAUAUACUAUUGAAGUAUUUAGCGCAUGUUGCUGCUAAUGAAAAAGGCCUGUUGGUUCAGACCGAUCAAUCGCGUAAAAUUAAUGUAACUAUAAUAGUAUUGGCAAGAUUUGGUUUACGUGACGGUUCUCUGGCGACGACAGUGAUAGCUGAUUUUAAUAGAAUAUUGAAAUUUAAAUACAUCGAUCAAAGCAUUUUAUGCACAUUAAUUACAGCUUUUGCUGAUUUAUGUAAAAGACACACGUCUUUGGUGGACUCUUCCAUUUCAACAGUAAUCGGACAACUAAGCUCACAGUACUUAACGGUGCGGAGUGUGGCCUUGAACAAUCUAAAUGAGUUGAUCUUACAGGAUUAUGUCAAAAUGCGUGGUAGUGUAUUGUUGAACAUUCUGAAGCUGAUCAUCGACGAGAAUGAUCAUAUCGCCGCGCAAGCAUUCUACGUAAUCCAGCUGUACGUUAACUCAAAGAAUGAGAAGCUAUUGAAAGUAUCGUUUUUGGAGUGUGUAUACGUGUUUAACAAUUAUCUGCAAUAUGCAGAAAGUGAUAUGUUUCCAGCAUCUGAAAUCGACAAUGAAGAGUGUGAUCUGGCUGGAAAGGACGAAAAAUCGUUACAGAAGCGUUGUGCCAUUUAUGAUUUCUUUGUAGAAAAUAUUGAUGAUAUCAGUCUGUUGAAAUUGCUGAAGAACGUUAACAAAAUUCAUCAACAACUCAUAAAAGACAAAUACGUAGAAUGCUCCCAAGGGGUUGAUACACUCAUCGAUUUAAUUUACGUAUUUAAAUGUAUGUGUGAUGUAAGAAACCGCGAUAAAGCAAAACUUGCAAAGAGUACAACAUCAAAAGACGAUGAAACGAAUGCCGACGCGAAUGAAGGACCUUCAUCGAAAAGAUCUCGUUUAAAAGCUACUCAAUCACAAAAUGAGACUGAAAUGACAACAAUCGUGGAGAAAAUGAUUGCUGUUUAUUACCCCUUUCAGCAAGAAGUCCGAAAAUACGUACAAAAGAUUGAACCAAGCCGAAUGCACCUAGUCGAUAAAAGAUUGGAAGAGAUGGCAUUGUCGAUUGCUGGGAAUUUUCGCGUAUUGGUAGAAUUUGCCAAACCUAUGAAUUUUUGGCGUUCGUUGCUGAAAGUGAUCGACAGUACACACGAUGGGAAGCGAAAACAAAGUAAAACAUCAUCUGGUAAAAAUAAAUCGGAUGGCGACAGUGAAAGUGAUCAGGACGAAGAUAUAACGGAUGAAAUGCUGGAUUUGUAGGCAUAAUAAACGCACUGUUACGAUCCUUCGUACUUUGAUGUCA
This is a messenger RNA of Anopheles gambiae (African malaria mosquito), 4053 nucleotides long. RefSeq names its product condensin-2 complex subunit D3-L (gene Cap-D3). Bases 138 to 4010 code for a protein of 1290 amino acids. Lineage: Eukaryota; Metazoa; Arthropoda; Insecta; Diptera; Culicidae. The transcript is spliced from 7 exons. Gene Ontology annotation, biological process: meiotic chromosome condensation; mitotic chromosome condensation. Gene Ontology annotation, molecular function: histone binding. The record is from RefSeq and is a predicted model, not a curated record. Gene Ontology annotation, cellular component: condensed chromosome, centromeric region.